Porites evermanni is the source of this 5493-nucleotide messenger RNA. Lineage: Eukaryota; Metazoa; Cnidaria; Anthozoa; Scleractinia; Poritidae. The record is from the annotation of a GenBank genome assembly.
AUGGCGGACGGUGUUGAUGUGGUUGUAACGGUGUGCGCUACUGUUUCGACAGGUUUAGAAUCUGUUGCUGUCUCGGAAUGCAGACAAAAACUAGAUUGUAAAUCUAUAAGGGAGGGAAGAGGCCGUGUAUACUUUGAUAUCCCGACAAAUUUUUUUUCUCAGCUAAAAAACCUUCGCUCUAUUGAGAACUUGUUUGUUGUCGUAAAAGAAUACGAAGAAAACAACGAUGAACUCGAUUGCUUCAGCCCAGAGAUUCUCGAGAAACUGUACAAAUUACCUCAAGUACUGGAUUGGAAGGUGGCGCUUUCUCUAUGGAAGCAGUUUACAGGGUAUACGGGAAUGCUUUUCAGAAGUGAGACACCUGCGCCUGAUGAAGAUAUGAAAAAGAGAUGCCAGUCGUUUGUAGACAACAAGUGCUCUGAAGUUGAAGAUGAGCAAAAUUCACGAGAAGGUGGUAAUGAUAAAGUUGUUGAUGAAGAAGACGUUAUAGAAGCUCCUGCAAAAAAGAUAAAACAUGGCGGUGAAGAUUCAAAUGAGGAUAAGUUUGAAGUAAGAAUUGGCAGUGAAAAUAAUGACGUUGUUCUGUAAACCACGUAGCAAGGUGACCAUAUUAGUUGGUUGUAAAGGCGAUACAAGUUUUUUGCAGAAAUUCCAUUGAUACCUCAUGCAAAGAAGUGUUUCUUUCACGAAAUGUCAUGCAUAAUUCAGAAGGCAAACUCCCUGGAGAACAUCAUGAGCUGAAUAGGCCCUUUGCAGUUUAAGCUAUUCACGUAGUACAAAACCGUCAUGCGGGAGAGCAAAAGGCGCACUGGGACAAGCAAACAAAAGGCAUAUAUACUUUUAAAAUUAAUGGUAAUUUCCUUUGUUUGUCUUGUCCCAGUAUAACUUUUGCUCUCAAGUGUUUUGGUCUUGUACCACGUGAAUGGCUAGAUGCAAAGGGCCUAUUGGGAAAACAAAACAUACAAGCUAAAAAGGUGUUUAGAGUUGAGUUCCCAGCAGAGAAAAAACUUUGAUCUUUUUCACCAACUUUGUGCCAUUGAUGCCACCUGCAAACAAGGAUACUUCUAGCCAACGGCAGAAUAGACGUAUCCUUUUUUUUCUUGCAACCACAAGGAUGAGGGAGCACAAGACAUCUGCUAAGGGAGGGACAUCUAAAAAUAAUGCUUAUCGCCACAACAUUGUUUUGGCUCUUCCUAUCAACUACAUGUACAGUGGGUUUAAUUAAGUGUAAAUUCAUGGGUGGGUGAAUUUUCAUGACUAUAGAGACUUUCCAGUACAGUAUGUAUCUAAAACAACACACAAAACUUUGUUUUCAAGUCAAGCAGUGUGGAACAUUGAUAAUGAACCUGUAUAUAACAAAGUCCUUGGUAUAACAAACAAUUUUCUUUACCCUAGUAAAUAGUAAAAUAUAUGAAAAAGGACCUCGAUAUAACGAAACCUUGUUAUAGCGAACAAAUUAAUUUUUGCCAGUCCCUUGGCCCUUCUUUAUAUUGAGGUUCCAGCGCACAAUGAAAGCAGUAGAAUUUUGUUUGGUUGUACCAGUAUAUGUACAUGUAUUUCUGCAGUAUUCUCAGGGUAUUUGUACUAAAUUAAGCUGUGUCUCCUUUUUCAGUUGACUCAAAAUUCAUCAAGUGAUAAAUCCUUUACCUCCAACCUACUGCCGCAAUUCCGUGUUACAUGCACCCGUACUGGAAAUAAACACAGCUUUUCAUCCCCGGAGGCUGCAGCCAAGUUUGGAGGAGGGAUAAAUGACUGGUUUGGCUGGCGUGUGAACCUUAGCAAUCCAGACAUUGAAGUUCUACUCAAUAUUGUCAAUGGAAAUGUUGUUAUUGGUNUUAUAUUGAGGUUCCAGCGCACAAUGAAAGCAGUAGAAUUUUGUUUGGUUGUACCAGUAUAUGUACAUGUAUUUCUGCAGUAUUCUCAGGGUAUUUGUACUAAAUUAAGCUGUGUCUCCUUUUUCAGUUGACUCAAAAUUCAUCAAGUGAUAAAUCCUUUACCUCCAACCUACUGCCGCAAUUCCGUGUUACAUGCACCCGUACUGGAAAUAAACACAGCUUUUCAUCCCCGGAGGCUGCAGCCAAGUUUGGAGGAGGGAUAAAUGACUGGUUUGGCUGGCGUGUGAACCUUAGCAAUCCAGACAUUGAAGUUCUACUCAAUAUUGUCAAUGGAAAUGUUGUUAUUGGUAUUGCGUUAACCAAAGAAAGCAGAGGAAAACGAAACAUUACUCACUUUGGGCCAACAACAUUGAAGUCUUCUAUAGCUUAUUGCAUGCUUCAGCUGGCAAAUAUCCAGCCAGGUAGGAAAAAGUAGUUGAAGUAAAAUCACAAAUAAAGUUGCACGUUCAACAGAACAACUUAAAGGGGCCAUGUCAUGGCUGUCCAGUUCAGUAUUUUCAGUAAUGUGUCUUUACUUGCUAAGGAACAGGUCUAAUGUUAGCAAGGAAUUUACUUGUAAAUGACUAAAUCACAGCUUCGUACCAAACGUCUCUCCCAAAGCAUACUGUAUUUUAUUCGAUUAACCGCCCUAGGUGCUUAUUAAAUUUUUGGACCUUGAGAGUGGACGCUUAUUCGAGGCGUGUGCUUAUUCAAGGCUGGGCUCUUAUUAAAUUUUCACCAUUUUCAGCAAGUGUAGUAUGUUUAUUUUGCAACAAAACAAUGAAUGGUAAUAACAAAACGCAAAGAUGUAACAAAGUAAGGUUUCUGUAAAAUACUCUGAAGAGAACCCCAUCUUUGGGGAACUAUCUUAUUGGGAGGAAGGUGGGUGGAUAUUUAUUUGAGUUUGAGUUGGAGGGAGAGGGGAGGUGGCGUGGGCGCUUAUUCGAGGUUAGGCGCUUAUUAACUUUUUCUGCCUUUAGGAUGGGCGCAUAUUUGAGGUGGGCACUAAUUUGAGGUUGGACGCUUAUUUGAAUAAAUACGGUAAUAUCAAAUGUGACCCUCCAUGGGAUUUCAGGGAAUAAGGUGAAUGCACGGGCAUGCUAAACAAUAGGGAGUUUGUGAAAUGACAUGCCAGCAUGGGAGUAGUGUUCCAUGAGGCACGCUUAAUUAAAAUUUUUAAUGAACCUUGAAAAACUGUUAGGCUGACGAGUUUUCAAAAACUGCAAUAAUUACAAUCCAUUUUGGUCUUCUUCGAAUUUGAUCACCCAUGCCUAUAUAUUUGCUGUGUUAUUUAUUUCUUCUUUAAAUCUUUUAAGUGGUUAUUAAUUUUUUGUUUCACUCAAUGUGGCGGUAGCUUUCACUGUUUGAAUUUGAUAAAUUUCAUGACACAACUCACUUUAAGAAGCAAAAAUAAUUCAUAAAAACUUGUAUUUGUCGUGGUUCAGUUCCCCUUAGUUUAAACUACCCCCCCCCCCCCACACACACACACACACACCCACCAAUACACAAGGAUAAAAUAAGGACAAAGCUUCAUAUGUGGACAACUCUUUGCAUCUCAUUAAGCAUACAUGCACAAUUUCAAAACAAAGCUCAGUGAUGGUCAAAUUAUUUGUAGUUCUAACAUCCAACACAACACAUAUCAGCUAUUGUUAAUCUCGGGAUGAAUUUUGUGCUAGAACAGUGACCAUGAACUAGUGCUGUUGUUCUUUUUCAGGGGACAUUGUUUGUGACCCCAUGUGUGGAGGUGGCUCCAUUCCAAUAGAGGCUGCCCUAAACUGGCCCAAGUCUGCACACUUCUGUGGAGAUCAUCAUGAUUUAGCUCCUACCAGGACUUUGGCAAAUGUUCAGAGUGUAACUGAACAACAGUUAAACAACAAGUAAGUUUAUAGUAAAUGUUAAUAAUGUCCUUUACCCUUAAGAACCUAUGCCGCAUUCCACUCCUGACGGCAGACAUGAUAAAAUGAGGUCAAGGCUUGCUUUGGCAAUUUAAUUUCAAGGGCUUACAUUGUUGCCCUUUGAUAACUUCAACAAUAAAAUCAACACCACCACAACAAUAACAACUUAUUGCAUACGAAACAGUUUAUAAUGAACAAAUCAAAGAAGACUAAAAGGAAAACGGAAGUAUUUCACACAACCCAUCAUUAGCUUAAUUAUUACCAGUAUAUUGGGUGGGAGGUGAAGUGGACGAGGAAGAAAAAUAAGAAAAACCAGACAGAGAGAAGAAAACAUUAUAAUUAUCAUUAUUUUCCUUUGUUUCUCUAUCAUACAUUACAAAACCCAAAAACAAAGGGAAAUAGAAUUUGAAACAAUAAAUACUUGAACCACAUCAUAUCUUAACUAGGCCCUAUGGCUGCAGGAACUCAUUAGUGACUGUAGAGAAAAAUUCUAUUCUUUGUUUCCUCUACAGAAAAACUCUUCCCUUGGACAUUUACCAGUGGGAUGUUUGCAACCUCCCUCUCAAAUCCAACAGUGUUGAUGUUUUUGUUACUGAUCUUCCUUUUGGCAAGAAGAGUGGAUCUAAACAUGAGAAUUGGACAUUGUACCCCAAAGCAUUGGAGGAAAUGGCUAGAGUUUGUUCUACAGGAAGUGGUAGGGCUGUGCUUCUGACACAGGACAAGAGAGUUAUGGGCAAAGUGCUUAACAGUUCAGUACAUUGGAAAAAAGAUUUGACAUUGUGGAUAAAUAUGGGAGGACUUAAAGCAGGACUUUAUGUUCUGUCCAAGACAAAAAAGUGUUAAUUUAAUAUCUUACUGGUGCAGUCUUUACAUUUUGCAAGUGUGCUACAAAAUUUUAGGGCUUUAAUAGUCACAAUGCAUAUUCCAAAAAGUUGCUAGUGCUAAAUUCUUUAACAAAAUUACACUUAGCAAAAUUUAUAAGGAGGUUCUACUGUAGUUCUGUCAAUGUUUGUUUGCUGUUGCAUCUUACCAUUCAAAUCAGACUUAAUUNUGCAUACGAAACAGUUUAUAAUGAACAAAUCAAAGAAGACUAAAAGGAAAACGGAAGUAUUUCACACAACCCAUCAUUAGCUUAAUUAUUACCAGUAUAUUGGGUGGGAGGUGAAGUGGACGAGGAAGAAAAAUAAGAAAAACCAGACAGAGAGAAGAAAACAUUAUAAUUAUCAUUAUUUUCCUUUGUUUCUCUAUCAUACAUUACAAAACCCAAAAACAAAGGGAAAUAGAAUUUGAAACAAUAAAUACUUGAACCACAUCAUAUCUUAACUAGGCCCUAUGGCUGCAGGAACUCAUUAGUGACUGUAGAGAAAAAUUCUAUUCUUUGUUUCCUCUACAGAAAAACUCUUCCCUUGGACAUUUACCAGUGGGAUGUUUGCAACCUCCCUCUCAAAUCCAACAGUGUUGAUGUUUUUGUUACUGAUCUUCCUUUUGGCAAGAAGAGUGGAUCUAAACAUGAGAAUUGGACAUUGUACCCCAAAGCAUUGGAGGAAAUGGCUAGAGUUUGUUCUACAGGAAGUGGUAGGGCUGUGCUUCUGACACAGGACAAGAGAGUUAUGGGCAAAGUGCUUAACAGUUCAGUACAUUGGAAAAAAGAUUUGACAUUGUGGAUAAAUAUGGGAGGACUUAAAGCAGGACUUUAUGUUCUGUCCAAGACAAAAAAGUGUUAA